AUGAAGUUCGCCAUUCUCGCUCUUGCCUUCCUCGGUGCCGUCAUGGCCCAGGGAGGUCCGAAGGUGCCCGCCAAGGGUGACUUCCGAAACGAGUUCGACCACCUUUUGGUCUCCACUCUGAUGGAGGGCAUGUACAAGGGGGAACAACAUCUGCUCAGACUGAGUGAGGAAAUCGCCCACCUCGAAUCCACUAAGACCAAGGUGGAACAGGAUCGCAUCGUUCGAGAAAUAGAAGUCACCGUCGCCUUCAUUGAAGGUGGUGCCCGCGUCGUCGAACAGGAGUUGAAGCGAACCGACUUGAACAUCUUGGAGCGAUUCAACUUUGAGGAAGUGCAGGCCCUCUCCAAGCUUCUCGUCAAGGACCUGAAGGAAGCCGAGGUUAAGGUGAAGGCUGUCAAGACUCACUAA
Molecule: messenger RNA, 408 nt
Organism: Rhagoletis zephyria (snowberry fruit fly)
Lineage: Eukaryota; Metazoa; Arthropoda; Insecta; Diptera; Tephritidae
Source: RefSeq, a predicted model, not a curated record